This is a messenger RNA of Uloborus diversus, 3624 nucleotides long. Its product is annotated as alpha-tocopherol transfer protein-like. Gene Ontology annotation, cellular component: membrane. Bases 174 to 1052 code for a protein of 292 amino acids. The record is from RefSeq and is a predicted model, not a curated record. The transcript is spliced from 6 exons. NCBI's taxonomy places the organism in Eukaryota, Metazoa, Arthropoda, Arachnida, Araneae, Uloboridae. Gene Ontology annotation, molecular function: phosphatidylinositol bisphosphate binding.
CUUUGGAGGAAGUACAUGUAACAGAUUACAACUUCCCCGUAAGGCAUCAGUGUAUAUUCAUAGCAGUGGCGACGCAGUGAGAUUAUUAUGCCAAGAACAGCUGUAGAAAACAAACAUCUGAUUUGGAAAAGUUUAAUUAUUUCUUGUUGCACUUGUUUUUAAGUCAGAAAAUUAUGGAGACUGCAGUUCCGUCCGCUGACUUUAUGCCUUUUAACUCGACGACAAUUACGGAUGACAUUCGGAAAACUGCUGAAGAAGAAUUAAACGAAAAAGAAAGUGACAUUCAAUCAUCACUGAAAACUUUGAAGGAAUAUUUAGAAAAUGACGCUGAUCUCACACCAUGCACAGAUGAUGGCUUCCUACUGAAGUUUUUAAGAGCCAGAAAAUUCAGCGUAAAAGCGGCCUGGACUCUCGUGCAAAAAUAUUACUCUAUUCGCAUAACAUACCCUCAUAUGUUUAGAAAUUUCAAUCCUACGGCUUGUGCGGCUAUAAUGCAGUCUGGAAUUCAUUAUUUUUUGCCUUAUCGAAUGAAGAAUGGCUGUGCUAUUUUGAUGUCAAGAUUUGGUAAAUGGGAUCCUAAAGUUUCCCUUUGCGAAGAUAUCCUCAAAUUCAAUCUCCUGUGCAAUGAAAUGGCCAUGUUGAAUCCUGUAACUCAAAUUACUGGAUUAGUUACCAUUGCAGACAUGAAAGAUUUCUCUUGGUCCCACUUAUUUAAUAUCCCAAUUUCAGAUGUUAAGUGCUUUAUUAAUGCUUUAGAGAAUUGUUUACCAGUUCGAAACAAAGCCAUCCACGUGGUUAAUAAUUCCAGUGUUUUUUCUGUGCUGUUUGCUCUUGUCAAACCUCUUUUGAAUGAAAAAGUACAAAAUAGGAUAUAUUUUCAUGGUGACAAUCUUGACAGCCUGCAUCAGCAAAUACCCCCUGAAAUUUUACCGGAGGACUUAGGAGGAGAAUUAAGUUCUUUACCGAAUGAAGAUUUCUACAGUUCUUUAUUAGACAUGGACGAAUUCUUCAUCAGACAGCAGAAUUUUGGUUACCUGAAUAGUAACCCUUAAAACUUUUGAUUUUCAUACAGUUCAUUAUCUGUGAUAUGUUAAAAGAAUUACUUGGAUUGCGAGUCACAUGAGAAGUUCUCUUUUUGAGGUUUCUUUACUUUUCCAGCUUCGGGCACAAAAUAAUUUACCUUUUAUGCGAUAAAACUUGCUAGAAAUCAUGAAAAAUAACUUCUACUGGUCAUAUUGUUGUUUUGAAGUUAUAUCAUCUUUCGAAAUUUAGUUUCAAAAACUUCAUAUAAACUCAGGAGAAAUAUUAUAACAUAGUUUAUCAGAGUGAUAGUCAAUUUUUAGAUAUGUACGUUUUUUAAUGGGUAUAAGGAGCAGGAUGACAAAAAUAAAAUUUAAAAAAAUAAUUAUAACAGAACUGUGCCAAAACCUCGGAAUUAAGUCAAUGUAAAUUAGUAAAAUCCAAUGACUGGGGAAGUUGAAUAGAAAAAGAAAAAUAUGUAGCGAUUGAGGGCAGAAUUCAAGUAGUUUACACGAACCACAUAAGAAUUAUGCAAAAGUUCAAUGACAGGGAAGGGUAAAUCCAAAAGAUUGGCUGUAGUUAUGGUAUUUUAAAAUACCACCACUAAUUUGGAAAGGGGAUCAAAGCAUAACUAACAUUUAAGCUUGAAUGGGAGUUCCGAUGCGUUCUUUAGCUAACUUCUCGAAAAAAACAUUCUCCAAACCGCAAUUUUAAGUUCUAUAUGGACGAUUUUUGAGGGCCCUAGAAUCCUUUUCCCGUAUCUGCGUUUUGGGGAAUUUUAAUGAGUUACAGAAGUUCUAACGAAUGAAUGCAAAAUUCAAAAGAAAAAUUUGAAGAAAAACUCCUAAAUACUUUUAAACAUCCUUAUAGCUAAAUUAAAAAACAAAUCAUUGUCAAAGGGAACUGUUUUUAAAAGUAUGGGAAAAGGUUGUACAUUUUAGUGUGUGGGAAAAGUAACAGAAUAAAAACGGGAGAGAGGACUUCCUGCCAGAAAUCAAAUGAAGCUUGUAACUUUUUGAGGAAGAUAACGUCUCUGCCCUAGGUUGACAUUUUUAUAAAGUGAGGGCCUGAUAGUUAGAUAAUGGGUGAACUUGAAUGUUUAAAGGCUAGAAAAAAUCAAGUAUACAUGUAAAAUGAAACUCUUGAAACCGUAUUAUAACUCUUAAAUUAUAUCCAUUACACACAAUUUCAAUUUUCUUAACUGGUAUUCAGCUUGUAAAAAAAAACAAGUUUUAAAAAAAUUGCCUAGUUAUAAGGGGAUUGAACAACUUUUGGCUAUUCCAGUAUUCAUUUUCUUUUUCUAUUUAAGAAUGUUCACUCGUCUCAUAUGCAUGUUAUUGAUUUUCGUAAUAAAAAACAAUAAAUAUCAUAGAAACAAUAAAAAUUAAUGGAAUAGAAAAUGUUUCCUUUGAAUUUAAAGAGAAAGAAAAGUUUCUUCUUGCAUAAAGUUGUUACUCUUUAUUAAAUUUCUGAAUACUUUGUUGCCACUUUUUCACACUUGCAAGAUUUACAACUUCAUAAAUAGUUUAUUAUUAUUGUUAUUAUUGUUUUGAGAUUUAGCAAAAUCCUUCAUAAUGCAAAUGAAGCGAAAUAUAUUGAGCACAGAAAAUUAUUUCACGAUUCUUAAUGAAUUUGUCUUGAAGUUUUAUCGUUAUUGUGACAAAACAAAUUCAACUCAGCAAAGGCUGUUGAAGGAACACAAAUAUUUUUAACAAAUUAAGAAGAAAUGAAAAAGAGAUGCAAUUAAAGUUUAUAAAGGGUUUUUUUUUCAAUGAUCAGAAGAUUUGAAAACUUCUUUCAGUAGUGUUUUUGGCGUCAAGUCACACUUUAAGAAAAAAAAAGUUUUUUUUUUUUUUUUUCCGUUUUUACCCAUUUGAUAAGAAAAAAAACUACCUGUAGCUAACACACGUCUAUCGCUUCGUUUAAAACUUAGUAAUUUUGAGAAACAACACUUUUCAAGAAUUUCAUAUUGUUAAAAAACACAUUAAAAUGCAUAAACUAAAAGAAAAAAAAAUAGUUACAUCAGUUUUCAAGACAAAGUGAAAAAAAUCUUUCGUUUAGAAAAGUUUUUAAAAAAACACGGUGGCAAAUGUUGUUUGAAAAAAUAUUUUUUUAUUUUACGUGUAAGUUCUUGCUGCUGUUUUCUUCAUAUUUUAAUGCUCUUAAUUUUCCUUUUCAGUUAAAUUUUUCGCCAACUCCUUUCGCCUCUUUAAAAAAAAUUAUGAGCAGUAGCAAGUUUGCAUAACGUAUCGAAAAAUAAUUUCAAAAUUGCAUUUUAAAAUUAUCAUUAGACUUUUUUUUUUAACCGAUGAAUGAAAUAUUCCGCAAAUAAUAUUCAAUUAGAGUCUCGAAAAGUAAUAUUUUUCUCGGAAAUUGCUGUGCAUUGCCCAUUAUGUGUUAUUUAUUCUCUUAUUAGUACUUGUUCUAUUAUUUUGUUGUGGUACUUACUGUUUUAUUUUGAUACUGCUUAAUACAUUAGGCUCAAAUUCAAACAUCAUUUUUAUGUAUUUUUGAUGUUGAUCAAUUUCACAAAGUUAAUGAAAUAAAUUUAUUUGUAGAAUAAAAUUGUAUUAUUUUACUCUGAAAAUAAAAUCUGUUUCAUAU